CUCAAAGAUCGACAUGGAGCUGAAUGCAAGAUUUGUUUGCGACCUUUCACAUGCUUCCGGUGGAUGCCUGGAAAAGGGAUGCGCUAUAAGAAAACGGAAGUAUGCCAGACCUGUGCGAAAAUGAAGAAUGUCUGUCAGACGUGCCUCUUGGAUCUUGAAUUUGGAUUACCUGUGCAAGUGCGUGACCAUGCCCUGCAAAUACAGGACCAGAUGCCGAAGCAGGGCGCUAAUCGUGACUUCUACAUCCAGAAACAGGAGAAAGAGUUGGCGCUCACCGAUGGCACGACUCCAGUCCGCGCACUGGCCAAGGCUUCCGUCGACUCGCCUUCAACCGAUUUACUGAGGAAGCUGGCUCGCAACCAGCCGUAUUAUCAGAGGAACAAACCUCACAUUUGCUCGUUCUUCGUAAAAGGUGAAUGCAGGCGUGGCGAGGAAUGCCCAUACAGACAUGAGCGGCCGUCAGAUCCGGACGAUCCGUUAAGCCAUCAAAACAUGCGAGAUCGUUACUACGGCAGUCAUGAUCCGGUUGCCGAGAAACUUUUGAAUCGUGCGAAAGCAAUGCCUGUGCUACAGCCUCCGGAGGAUACAAGCAUUACAACACUUUAUGUGGGUGAUUUGGGUCCACCCGGAGUAAUCAAUGAAUCAGAUCUGAGGGAUUAUUUCUAUCAGUUUGGAGAAAUUCGCAGUCUUAGUGUUCUGUCAGCAAAAGGUUGCGCAUUCAUCGCCUUCACAACACGACAGGCCGCCGAAAAAGCCGCGGAACGGGCAUUCAAUAAACUUAUCCUUCAAGCUUGUCCAGUGCCUGACCUCUUCGAUGAUUUAUCAGCUUCAUCGAUAAAUCUGCGCCCCGAUCAAAUACCAAUGCCUGCAGUACCUCCGGCAGCAAAUUAUGCACCUCCUGUACAACUUGUCGUACCUCAGGUGCCAUACGAGCGCAUGGUGCCGUACGUGCCGGCUGCAACGGCGCCAAUUUACUAUCCGAGUCAGGACCCACAACGACUGGGUGCCAGGAGAGAUGCGGAGUGA
Gongylonema pulchrum is the source of this 1026-nucleotide messenger RNA. Lineage: Eukaryota; Metazoa; Nematoda; Chromadorea; Rhabditida; Gongylonematidae. The record is from the annotation of a GenBank genome assembly.